GUGCCUUUCAUAUACAUCAAUGUUACCUUAGCAUAUCUCAUAUCUUUAUUAGGCUUGUCAAUCUACCGAUCUCACCUAAUAUCAUCCCUACUAUGUUUGGAAGGCAUAAUACUAUCACUGUUCAUCAUGACAACACUAAUAACCUUAAACCUUCACCUAGUACUAAUGUACAUAAUACCCAUUGCCCUCCUAGUGUUCGCCGCAUGUGAGGCCGCAGUGGGCCUAGCUUUGCUAGUCCUGAUCUCCAACCUGUAUGGCCUAGAUUAUGUACAAAAUCUAAACCUUCUACAAUGUUAA
Messenger RNA from Saimiri boliviensis boliviensis (Bolivian squirrel monkey), 297 nucleotides. NCBI's taxonomy places the organism in Eukaryota, Metazoa, Chordata, Mammalia, Primates, Cebidae. The record is from the annotation of a RefSeq genome assembly.